GUCACAGGGGGGUGGGCAUCCUUUUGACAGGGCUCCCAGCAAUAGAGCAGUCCCACUCUCCCGGAUGAGCUGGAGAAGUAGCUACCUCUCCCAGACAGAGUUGGGGUCAAAUUCAUGCACAUCCAAUUUCCAUCAAAGCCCACUCUUCCCAGGGCUUGCUGGGAGGGAAGGAUAACUGCAGGCUCCCCUGGCAUGCCCCCUCAUGAGAGAAGUUCACAAAGUUUGAGACAGAGGCGAAUGGACAGGUGUGCUUCUUAGGGAAGCAGUCAAGAGGUGGCAAGAAGUUGGCAGCUGCCCUCAAGAGGGUCCUGGCACCAUGGACAAUGACAAGCCUCUUCAGCCUGAGACAGAAGAUGAGACUGAAACUGAGCUAGUACCACAGAGCAGUGAUAAAACGCUCUACUGUGAGGCCGAACCCCCGCCAACUGUAGAAAAAGUGAAACCAGCCCGGGAGAAUUCCGAAACAGACCUGGAGAUUGAAGAUAAUGAGAAAUUUUUCACCACUGGACAAAAGGAGCUGUACCUGGAGGCCUGCAAACUGGUGGGUGUAGUGCCUGUCUCCUACUUCAUUCGGAACAUGGAGGAGUCCUGCGUGAACCUCAACCACCACGGCCUGGGCCCCAGGGGUACCAAGGCUAUUGCUAUAGCCCUGGUGUCCAACACGGCUGUUACCAAACUGGAGCUGGAAGACAACUGCAUCAUGGAGGAGGGCGUCUUGAGCCUGGUGGAGAUGCUACAAGAGAACUACUACCUCCAGGAGAUGAAUAUUUCCAACAAUCACCUUGGUUUGGAGGGGGCCAGAAUCAUCUCAGAUUUCUUCGAGAGAAAUAGUUCUUCCAUCUGGAACCUUGAGCUUUCAGGAAAUGACUUCAAGGAAGAAUCCGCAGCACCGCUCUGCCAAGCCCUGUCGACCAAUUACCGAAUUAAGAAGCUGGAUCUCAGUCACAACCAAUUCUCUGAUAUAGGAGGGGAGCAACUGGGCCAGAUGCUGGCCAUCAAUGUGGGGCUUACAUCACUGGAUCUGAGCUGGAAUAACUUCCAUACAAGGGGAGCUGUGGCCUUGUGCAACGGUCUCCGGGGUAAUGUGACCCUGACAAAGCUGGAUCUCUCCAUGAAUGGCCUUGGGAAUGAGGGGGCUGUGGCCCUAGGGGAGGUCCUCCGACUCAACAGCUGCCUGGUCUACCUGGAUGUCGGCGGCAAUGACAUCGGCAAUGAAGGGGCCUCCAAAAUCAGCAAAGGACUGGAAUCCAAUGAAAGCCUCAGAGUUCUGAAGCUUUUCCUGAAUCCCAUAAGUAUGGAUGGGGCUAUUUUACUUAUCCUGGCUAUCAAGAGGAACCCCAAAUCCAGGAUGGAAGAGCUUGAUAUUUCCAACGUGCUGGUGUCCGAGCAGUUCAUGAAAACGUUGGACGGAGUGUAUGCUGUUCACCCGCAGCUGGAUGUGGUGUUCAAGGCAGUACAAGGCCUCUCUGCCAAGAAAACCAUCUUUUUGUUGACAAACCCCAUGAAACUGAUCCAGAACUAUGCAGACCAGCACAAAAUCACAGUCAUGGACUUCUUCAAGAGCUUGAACCCCACCGGGACAAUGAAGAUGUCUGUGGACGAGUUCCAGAAAGUGAUGAUAGAGCAAACCAAGGUCCCUCUGAACCAGUACCAGGUCAGGGAGGUGAUAAAGAAGCUCGAUGAGAAGACAGGCAUGGUGAACUUCAGUUUCUUGAACACAAUGAAGCCAUAGCAAUAAGUCUGGUCUGGAAAGAAGUCUCGGCGAGAGGAGUCCUGGCAAGUCGGAUGGUGGCAGGAAGGAGAGCAAGAGGUGGCAGAAAUCUCGAUGGACAGAUGCUGUGGCCAGGGCUGGGCACAAGCAAAUAAAGUCUGGCUUGGUUCUGGG
This is a messenger RNA of Mandrillus leucophaeus (drill), 1885 nucleotides long. RefSeq names its product leucine rich repeat containing 74A (gene LRRC74A). Lineage: Eukaryota; Metazoa; Chordata; Mammalia; Primates; Cercopithecidae. The record is from RefSeq and is a predicted model, not a curated record. Gene Ontology annotation, molecular function: protein binding. The coding region runs from base 317 to 1732 and encodes 471 amino acids. The transcript is spliced from 14 exons.